This is a messenger RNA of Prorocentrum cordatum, 1525 nucleotides long. The record is from the annotation of a GenBank genome assembly. NCBI's taxonomy places the organism in Eukaryota, Dinophyceae, Prorocentrales, Prorocentraceae.
GCAGCCAAGGCGCGGCCAGUGGGGGCCGCCGGCAACCUUGGGGUGAGCUACGCCCUGGCUGGGCGGGCGCCCAGCGACGCCGACCUCAACGUCGCGCGCGCGCUGGCGUUCAAGUCGGUCGAGAUCAGACCGUCUGGCAAGAGCCGCGCCGCCGCCUUCGCCACCAUCGGCGGGGGCUGCGACCCCGUGUUCAAGGCGACGUGCGACCCAGUGCGCAUGCUGCACAGGGCCGUCUGGGAGCAGUGGCUCCCCAGGCAGGCCCUGGACAAAGUCUUCGCGGCUGCCCUUGCCGCUUCGGGCAGCUGGGCCGACUGCCGCGGCCCCGUGGGGGCUCUCCUCUCGAUGCGCCGCGUGGGCUGGGAGGCGGUUUCGCUGGGCGCGUGGGCCGCGCGCGACGGCUUCCACCGCGGCGUCAGCGACGCCAGCCCGUGGCUCACCAAGAAGCUGCUGGGCCGCAGCUGCGAGCACUGGCAGGCCAAACAUCUCAGCCAGCACGACGCCUCCUGGCUCGACGUCGGCAUCAAUUUCGGCCAGCUUCGGCGGUGGGCGGCUAGCGGCCGUGGCGCCUCCCAGGAAGCACGGAGCUGGCCCGGCCUCAACAGCAAGCAGCGCGGCUACCUCAGGUCCUGCAUCGUCGACGGCCAGUGGACCAACGCCAGGAAGUACGACAGCAACCCGAGGUGCGCACCCUCGGACUCCUGCGAGCUCUGCCCCAACCAGGUCGGGGACGUCUGGCACAGGCACCUCUGCUGCGGCGCCAUUCAGGACCGCGGCCUCGGCCUUCCGCGCGAGAUCGCCUUGCUGCUGCCGCAGAAGGAUAACGUGGUCGUGAAGUACCUCGUCGAGCGCGUCCUCUUUCCAGCCCCGUGGCUCCAGUGGGGGCCUCCCAGCGGCGGCCCCCUCGACUGCCUCCGCUGGUGCUGCGGCGAGCCAGGCGAGCCCAUCGUCGGCCAGCCACUCCACUGCGACGGCUCGCUGUGUGACGCGCAGCUUGCCGAAGGCCGUGGUGCGCAGGCCGCGACAGCGGGCGCGGAGCUGCUGUCGGCGCUCAUCGUCCUGCGGCGCGCCAUCCCGCCCAUCGAGAUGUACUGCGACGUCAGCUUCGUCGUCGACGGCAUCGGCCUUCGGGGCGAGGCCCGCGCAACGCUGGCGUCUUCUGCGUGGGGGCAUCUCGGGUGGCAGAUGUGGCAGGCGCUCCGCGAGUUCGGCGGCGCCGGCCCUGUGGGACUCACGAUCGUCGAGGUCAAGGGCCACGCCGCCCUCGCCCACGUCGCCCGCGACAUCAUCGCGAGGAAGCAGCGCCGUGGCAACUGCGAGGCCGACCACCUGCGCGCUCCCUUGGCAGAGAGGCGGCGGCAGCUGCGCGCCCAGCUCUUCGUCGACGGCGUCGCGCACUGGGUGGCCGCGGCAGGUGCCCCCGCGGCUGCCGACAGGCUCGACAGCGCCCGCGGCUACGUGGCCCGCGACGAGGCCAACAAGGACCGCCUCCGCCUCACCGAGCACUCGUUCGUCACGCUCGCCUUGG